AUGACAACAGAACAUUCUCAUGUCUCUGGAAACCCAUAUAGUCUUCAGCCGGGGCAGUGGGCUCCGCCUCGUGCACCUUUACCCCCGCAUCGUCUUGCGAAGAUCGCUAAUGCCCUGGGAGUCUCUAUACCUUCUCCCGCAGGACCUAAUUCUUCAUCUUCAUACUUGUCUGCUUCCUUUCCUGGUGCAUCUCCCACCAUAAGUCAUACUGAUCUUCCCUGGCGCGUGACGACACCGUCUACUGCAUCUACUCAUCAUGUUGGAUCAUUUGCGUCUUCAUCUCAGUCCAAGUUCCUGCUCCAUAUCAUACCACCUCUUCACCUCCUUCACGACUUCGAUGCGUCCGACCCAUUGGAGCCUGCGCCUCCUCCUAAUGCAUCAGGGUAUCACACACAGUUCCGACGCGGCACCCUCGUCUCUCUGCAGCCCUCGCUGCAUGCGCAACUUAAUGCAAUUGCCAAAGAAUACGCAUUACCUAGCACAAUCGGCCUCAUCCUGUACCUUAUUACCACUUCCCCACAGAGCCGCCAGAACAGUCCGAUGCCUUAUGCCACCCCUAAUUCAGGAAACGAGGACGCAGAGGAACCAGGUCCACGCAUCUCCGAAGAAAUCUGGAAACAUAUCUGGGGUCGGGUUCUGAAAGCUGAGCGUGAAGAAUCUCUCGCACUUUCGCGGGGACAAGGCUCUAGUCCGUUUGGUCUGGGCCAGCCCAACUUACGCCCUUUGGUCACCCCCACACGGACGGAAACGCCGCAACCGCAACCUAUCACGUACCCAAUUACUCCAUCGUCUACCACGUCUUCAGUAUCCGAUCUUCGGUCUCACUCUAAAUCUACCCCUCUAUCAUCCUCAUCACUGACACACUCAGAACCAGAUACCCCAGAUACCUCCCAUUCUUCUGAUCACGACAUACUUGGCAUUGGCCUCCCAGGUCUUAAUUCACCCUCUAUAAUACCUAUACUUGCGAAAGUGGAGUUCGAUAUUGAUCGACGGAGAGCAGCGUGGUACGAGCCAUGGUUGCGUGGCCGUCGAAUGACCCAUGCUAAACGUGCCGAGAGUCGUCAAAGUAAUCAAUCACAUUCUCAACCACAUGCGGAAGGAGAUGGGGAUGAGAAACGUGUGCCAUUCGAUCUAAAAUUAGUGGAGAGGAUGCAGAAUGCAAGCUCUGUGCCCAGCUUUACUGCGUCACUGUCUUCAAGGGAGGAGGGUGGCACUGGUUGGUAUGCACCCCUGCCAGAUCAUACGGACGAACCACUUGAAGAAGACACAACAAGGGAAGAGGGUACUGACAUCUGUCAUCAUGAUCCUCUUGUGGACAUCUUCGGCAGUGAUGCAGACACCUGGGCUGAGAUGCGCACUGAAUCGCAGGGCAAUCAGUCCGAGGUCAAUCCAAAUAUAGUCGAGCUUGCAUUGGAUGUAUCCUCAAUCACUGCCAUGCCUGAACAGGAACAAGCGGGAGAUGAGGUGGAUGAUCCGCAAGAGGUUUGGGAUAUCAUGCGCAGGAUGUCAAAGCCCACGUUGACCUUGUCGAUACCAUCUUCACCGAGCUCGCAGCAACUGUCGUCACCCCCCGCAGGAAGUGCUAAGAAAUCACCUCCCCAUCCUUUAGUCCUUGCUCCCAACGACACAAGAAAUAGCCUCGUCCUGCAUACUGGACCGAGCCCGAUCCUAUCAUUCUCCAGUAGGGAUGACAGUACGAAUCCGCCUUAUGAGCAUGCAAGUUCAAGAGGGACGCCGGUCGAGGAUGAGACAGGUGACGAUGAUGAAGUCUCUCUGGACAUGGACCAAGAAUAUAUGCGAUCACGGAGUCCUGAAGAAAAGCGCGGCGGCGCAGUUUUUGAGGACCUCAAUCUUGGUUUAGAUCUGGGAGAUGAAGACGAAGAAUACGACGAGAAUGAUCCGAAUGAUCAACGCAGAAGCCAAUAUCUCAUGAGAGCCAAACUUGACGAGAUUGAACGGACUUUGGCACAGUUUUCUCCGAGACACAUCAAAACGGAUGACUUGGACCAAGAUAUUACGAUAACUCAUGCCCGAACGAAGUCGCUUCUCGCACUUCAUGCAGAAGGAACUUCGAAAUUAUCGGUUGAUCGUACACGUGACUUUCAGGCGACAGGAAACUCUAUCGAUCAUGCCGAUGCAAGCGACAAAUCGUGGCCUGCUAUCUCCUACUCAUCUAUCACUAAUAAUUCAUCACAAUCUCCAAGCUCCCAAUCACAUCGGCCUUCAAAUCUCAGUCCGUCACCACCUCAGCUUGCUAUCAACGGUGUGUCAACAGGUGCCCCAAAAUCAUUCGCUCCACCCUCGCGGUCUUCAUCACCAAAUACUCUCUCCACAGAGACCAAGAUUCGCAAACGAGAUUUGGAGCCGUCCAUGUACCCAACACCCUUGCCCCCUUCAUUUAGAAGGCUAUCGGAUACGGCGACUGACUCCCCCAUUCCGUUGUCUCCUGAUCCUUUUGGUCGUUACCCCUCUUAUCUCGAGUCAGAGGCACACUCCACCCCGACUUAUUGGGAUCCUGCAACUGGGCAAUUCACCAGUAUUCCUGUCGAAUCCAGACCAUCUUUGUCAUCUGUGGAUGAGGGUUCUGUUGCUUCUACAACACCCUCUAGCCGAUUCUCUGCUGAUUCAGAAAGUUUCUCGAUGGACUCUGUGACUGCAAAAACCUCUACUCCUCUCGUCAGCGUCAAGACUUUCAAGAGACUUUGGCGUAGAAGCAAGUCUGCGUCAGUGUCGGCUCAGCAACCUCCCACGCCAAAUCGAACUUCGUUCCAGGGAUUUGUACCGCCUUCUUCAUCGUUGCAUGAUCAACUCGGGCCGCCCCCACCGCUGCAAAAAGGAUUGCCUCCUGUGCCCGCAACAGCUAUGCCACGAACACCCACACGACCAUCGUCUCCAACAACUCCUUCGUCGGAAAAGACCAGCGUUCGUAAAUCGAUUCUCAAGACCUGGAAAUCAGUAUCAGGCUCCACAGCCUCUUCCAGUGCUCCUUCAGAACCAAGGCGAGAUACUGAAAGACCUGUGUCUAACGAGACCAUAAAGCCUCGGAGGCCGAGCGUCUUGGAUGCUGGGAUACCCCCAACCCCGAAACUUGCUGAGCAAUAUCUGCCUUCAAAUCACGCCCGAACGGGCAGUGGUAUUUUUGAGCGAAGAAGGUCUGUUGGACGAUCUAAAAUGGGAGCCUCAUCGAAUCUUUCGACGUCAUUUCAAGACUUUGCCCUCCCAUCUAGGACGCACUCGCGAACAUCGUCGUCCUUACAGCAGACAUCUUCACCUCUACCACCCUCAGGUUCUGUAUCUCCUGCUCCUCCUCGCCAUUCCAAAGUAGAUAGCAGUUUUGAAUCGGCACAGUAUGAGCUAGUGUCCUCCUCGCCCCGCCUAUACCCGAACUUGUCUUAUCCCUAUCAAACACUUGAUCAAGAUUGA
Molecule: messenger RNA, 3423 nt
Organism: Suillus plorans
Lineage: Eukaryota; Fungi; Basidiomycota; Agaricomycetes; Boletales; Suillaceae
Exons: 5
Coding region: 1-3423 (1140 amino acids)
Source: RefSeq, a predicted model, not a curated record